GGCCAUGGCGUGUCCCCUGGAGCAGGCGCUGGCCGUGGUGGUCGCCACCUUCCACAAAUACUCCGGCAACGAGGGCGACAAGUACAAGCUCAACAAGGCCGAGCUUAAGGAGCUGCUGAACAAGGAGCUGCCGGUGUUCGGGAGCAAACAAAUGGACGAGGCCGAAUUCAAGCGGCUCAUGAACGACCUGGACCACAACAAGGACAGCGAGGUGGAUUUUAAGGAAUACGUUUGUUUCCUGGCCUGCAUCACCAUGGGAUUCAACGAAUUCUUCAGGGACGACCCCAGCAAGCAGCACCGCAGGAAGUGAGCAGCGACCCCGGC
This is a messenger RNA of Sturnus vulgaris (Common starling), 324 nucleotides long. RefSeq names its product protein S100-A4-like. Gene Ontology annotation, molecular function: transition metal ion binding; calcium-dependent protein binding; calcium ion binding. Lineage: Eukaryota; Metazoa; Chordata; Aves; Passeriformes; Sturnidae. The record is from RefSeq and is a predicted model, not a curated record.